Leptosia nina is the source of this 258-nucleotide messenger RNA. Lineage: Eukaryota; Metazoa; Arthropoda; Insecta; Lepidoptera; Pieridae. The record is from the annotation of a GenBank genome assembly.
AUGUGUUUCAAGCCGUUAUCAGAUGAUGAAGAUAAUGUGACAUCCAGGCCGGCGGCCCCACCAGUGGUGCUAUUGAUCAUUCAACUCAGUAGCAGUCAAUGCGCCGCGAGGCUCGCACGCCACGAUAAGCGUAUGCGCAACCGGCACUUAGUGAAAGUCGUACGCGCAGAUUUCGUGUUCCGACAUCUUCGGCUAGUUAAUUUGCUAAGUUCGUUGCGCCAGUGCGACGGCGAAAGGAGGUCGCCGGUUGGUACCUGA